Messenger RNA from Vitrella brassicaformis, 1594 nucleotides. Lineage: Eukaryota; Vitrellaceae. The record is from the annotation of a GenBank genome assembly.
CCCUUCCCUGCAGCAAGUGCACCUGCGUUUGUGUCUUGACACGUAUUGCACAUGUCUGCCCUGCCAGGUGGGUGUUUCUCUCUCAAAUACAAGUCAGUCCACAAAAUACAGCUCACUCCAUGCCAGACCACACAAAUCAUCCAUCCAUCCAUCCAUGUAAGAAGGUCAGUACACGAUGACAAACAGCAGGCACCCAGAAGCACUUAAGACUUGCUUUCCCUCCAGCCUGCUUUCCCUAGCUGCUGCUCUCGCCGCCGUCCUCUCAUCGGUGAUCGGCCAGCGGCAAUCACAUGACAAAGGAAUACAGACGGGAUGAAUUUUGACAUGACAAUCGGUGUGAUGUCAUGUUAUGUGUGUGACAAAGGCAGUGAGUGAGUGAUGCCAUCCGUCCACUCCACUUACAGUACAGUCAGUGACAGCACAGCCGUCCCCCCGUGUGUUUCCGUUCAGCAGCAGCACUUUCGGCUCCGACCUGUAUACACACACACAUGAUUGAACACACGUGUUCAUCAGAUACAUACAUACUGCGAGCGCCGAGCGGGCCCAUGUGUGGCUACUUACGUGGCGGAUAGCGACGCCCCCACCAGCAGCAACGGUCGCAGCAAUUGUCGCCGGGCGGGCCUCCCCCGCCACCACCACCGUCUCGGUCACACCAGCAGACGCACAGCAACCGCACACAGCAACACUCAUCCGUAGCGACAUCCGGUUCCGCCACAGCAACUGCGUGUAGCUGACACACACACACGCGCGCACGCACACACACACACAGGUACGUGUUGUGUUGGAUUCAUGUAUCUUUUUCCAGCCAGACAAACAAGUACCAUGGGCAUUGGUUGGCGAGAACUCUCCUGCUGAGGCGCCGCGCGCGGAACAUGGUAGUAAAUCGGGGCCGCAACCUGACGUCACACAGGAGUGUGUGAGGUCACUCAUGAUGCCAUCUUGGCCGUCUUGUGUCUACCUGCUGAUAAGCCGGUGGCCAGUAAGUGGUUCUGUAGGUGGGGCGUGUGGCGGUGAAGGGCUGCGAAGACACCUGUACCUGCACACACGACCAGCACCGAGACGAGAGAUCUCUCCUCACCAUUCACACGCAGUUUCUUGUCCAUUGACCUGCUGCUCUGGCCCUCGUGUCAGUCCCUCAGUCACCUCCUGACCAUACAGUGCCAUACAACAGACAUUCUGUAGGGAAAGCACAAAACCGCUCUGUACCACUUCGAGCAUCUGUGUCCGAAUGUUGGUGCCAUGGUGAACAUCCGCCUGUGUCGCAUAUGCCAACGGCGGUGUGCGGGGGAUCGGUGGCGUGAGACGUUCUUGAGGCAACGUUGACACUGGCAGACAGACGCAGACGCAGAAGCAGAAAACAACAUGAGUGCGCUCAACAUUCACGUGUUUGCUAUGUGUCCUCACGUUGCGGCGAUGGCACGUAGCUUUCCACCACCGAUGGUUGCUCGCGGACAGCCAACAUACCUACACACGCACACCACGGGGCCAAUGAGUCCAACAAGAGGGUCUGCCUCCUUCUGUCGUUCUCUCUUCCUCGCUGCUGUGGCCUCUCCUGACGUGCAAAUGGGAGUCAAUGACUAUGGGAACAGGCAAG